AUGCCUUAUACAAAAGAUUACAUUCAAAAAAAACUCAAGGAAAAGCUGGAUGCAUCUUAUGUGCUGCCAUUUUGGUGUUUUGCCUAUAAUGAGGCUAUCAAAUCUCGUAAAAAAAUGUCAAGCGAAAAGUUUUAUUACAGUGGUAAUUUAUAUUCAAUAUUCACAUUUGCCUUAAUUGUUAGAUGGUCAGUUUCGUUACAUUCGUAUUCUGGCGAGAAUACGCCUCCAAUGUACGGUGACUAUGAAGCCCAAAGGCAUUGGAUGGAACUAACCGUAAAUUUACCAUUAAAUGAAUGGUACUUAAACACAAGUAAAAAUGAUUUGAUGUAUUGGGGCUUAGAUUAUCCUCCUCUUACGGCAUAUCACAGUUAUUUAAAUGGGAAAAUUGCUUAUUAUAUAAAUCCAGAAUUUGUUGAACUAAAUAAAUCAAGAGGAUACGAAAGCUAUCAUCACAAAUUUUUCAUGAGAGCUACCGUCAUUUUCUCAGAUUUAUUAAUAUAUUUUAUGUCUGCAGUACUUUAUUGCAAUUCAUUGUAUGAAAAUCAGAGUGCCUCUCAAGUAAAGCAUGGAGAAGUAUCGGAGCCUUUUAAACCAAAGGCAAAGGGUUUACAUUUUACAAGUGCAUCUGUAUCCUAUUUAGCACAAUUAGUUAUAUUACUUUUAUAUCCAGAUCGAAUAAAAUUAGCCAAAUUUUGCAUUCUUAGCGUUCUUGCUACAUCAUUUAUAUCAUUGUAUGAUUUAUUUAGAAAUCCCACGAUAAAAAAAUUGUUAUUAUCAUUCAUCAAUGUAUCAUUGAGUUUUUUUUUAUUCUCAUAUCAGGUUCAUGAAAAAUCAAUUCUUCUUACAGCUCUUCCCAUACUUCUUUAUUUCCCCUUUGAUCCAUUUCCAUGUUUUUGGUUUUUAUUGGUGUCUACUUUUUCAAUGUUUCCAUUAUUAUUAAAAGAUGGCUUACUCAUUCCUUUUAUUUCUCUCACUGUAUUAUUCACAUUAUUCGUUUUUGCAAAUGUUAAUUUUCAUUUGAUGUCGGAAGAGAAAAAAUUUAAACAAAAUUUAAAAGGGACAUUGGUUAAAAAAAAACAUAAUUUUAUUUUUACAAUUUUUAAACUCUCCAUAUUCUUAUACAUGAUUCUAUUCCUUUGUUCGCUUUUUGUAAAACCUCCAGAAAAAUAUCCAGACCUUUGGCCUUUGUUACUUUCAAUUUAUUCAUUUUUACACUUUUUCUCAUUUAAAAUUUAUUUUAAUGUCAUACAAAUAUUUUUUUCUUUUAAAGAAUAA
Pediculus humanus corporis (human body louse) is the source of this 1275-nucleotide messenger RNA. RefSeq names its product dolichyl glycosyltransferase, putative. Gene Ontology annotation, biological process: protein N-linked glycosylation. The coding region runs from base 1 to 1275 and encodes 424 amino acids. NCBI's taxonomy places the organism in Eukaryota, Metazoa, Arthropoda, Insecta, Psocodea, Pediculidae. Gene Ontology annotation, cellular component: endoplasmic reticulum membrane. Gene Ontology annotation, molecular function: dolichyl pyrophosphate Man9GlcNAc2 alpha-1,3-glucosyltransferase activity. The record is from RefSeq and is a predicted model, not a curated record. The transcript is spliced from 3 exons.